This is a messenger RNA of Vigna unguiculata (cowpea), 1020 nucleotides long. RefSeq lists its product as uncharacterized. The record is from RefSeq and is a predicted model, not a curated record. NCBI's taxonomy places the organism in Eukaryota, Viridiplantae, Streptophyta, Magnoliopsida, Fabales, Fabaceae.
CCCACAACGCGCAGCACAACACCGCACCACCUUUCUAUAAAGUGGUGUAAACCCUUGGGUUCUGUUUACCACGCAAAGUUCCAAACGCAGACGCGCGUUUUCAACAUCAACGAUUCGCCGGAAAAAUGAUAGAUGCAGGAGCCGCGUCUCUUGCCGUCGUCUACUACGACGGCAACCGUGAGAUCAACGUCGGCACUGUCGUGGUGGACCCCUCGCUCAACUUUAAGAGUCUGCUCUCGGUCUUAAGCCAGAUGAUCGGGAUCUCUCCUCAUCAGUUCUCCGUAUACCUCGCCGCCAUCGACACCGACCGGAAAAUUCCAAUUACAGCCAAGGUCAAUCUCGCCGCCGUGCGCCGGGAGGUUACGGGGCAAUAUUUUUUCGUCAAGCGCUCCAAGCGCGCCAAGAAGGCGUAUGCGAACGCGAAGAAGAAGCCGCCGGAGAAAGUCAUGCUCCUCCGCCGCGCCGCCGCCGGAGAUCCCCCUUUCAAUACGACGUUCGGGCCGCCGAUUCUCGGUCGCGCUGACUACGAGAAAAGAUUGAUGAAUUUUCAGAUGGAGAGGGACUCCUUUCGGAUGAAUAUGAGCGCCGCAAUCAACGGCGUCGCCGUCGGGAGAGAAUCACCGAAAACCGUUCCCGCCUCCGCUGCCAUUUGCGAAGACUGUUUGAAGGCGAAUACGGACGGAAUCAACGUUGCUUUUCACCUGUGCGUUCUCGAUACGGUGACGGUAGGGUUCCGGUCGUCGGCGGGACCGAUUUCCAGGCCGGCGAGAAAUUCCGGUGAAGACGGCGCCUAAUUUCUGUUGGCGGUUCAGUUUUUUGUUUGUCUCCGACCUUAAGUGAAGAAUUGUGCAUAAAAAAAAGGAAGGGAUAAUGAUCACGUGUGGAGGGGUAUACGAUAAGCCAAAACGAGGUCGAAAUAGAGAGCGUGUGAGCCAUACAUUUUGAAAACCCUGGUAUCUAUUUGUUAUUCCUUAUCCACUCUAAUUAUUGUUUUUAUUCAAUUCAAUAAUUACCGGAUUA